Messenger RNA from Adineta ricciae, 318 nucleotides. The record is from the annotation of a GenBank genome assembly. NCBI's taxonomy places the organism in Eukaryota, Metazoa, Rotifera, Eurotatoria, Adinetida, Adinetidae.
AUGAAACUCAAAAAGCAAUGUCUCAGUAAGAAACACCGAGUACAGCGAAUUGCUUGUUGUCGGCAAUAUAGCUAUUGGGCUACUGAUGGCUGGCGCAAAGUUAUUUUUGGUGAUGAAUCACCAUUUUAUGUCUUAAAAAGGAAACUUAAUGCAAAGUAUCGAGAACUGAUGAAGAAAGAUUGCAUCCGGACUAUUCAACAAGUUAAUGCCGAUGAUGGCGGAAAGCGUGCAAUAUCAGGUCAGGGCAGAACUUUAUCAACAGUCCCCAUAAUUCGAUGUUUUGGUAAGAAAAUGAUUAGUUUUCGAUGGACAUUUUAA